AUGGCCUCUUCCAGCUUCCAAGGAUCUCCCCAGAAACGAGCUGUUGAUGUCAAUAAGCCAGAAAACCAGGGGCCCGUGGGGCUGAGAUUGCUGCUCGUCCGAAUGUUUUGGCUGGCGGCAGAGUUCAGAGUUGGUUUCCAGAGAUUUCCCCAGGAAAGACCAGGGCAGACCGUAGGCUUACAUCAGCAGGAAAAAGCAACCUAUCUGGACAAGACCCCUGGAAGCCAGGCCUGUUGGCAAUCAGUGACAAGAGCAAUAUGGUUCAGGAAGCUGAAAUACAAAAAUCUUAAGUUCAAGACCUCUGGAGACCUGCUCUCUGCCAAAAGGGUUGGGGUCCAGGCCCUGGAACUUCAAGGGGUACAGUGUGGACGGGGAGCCAUUUUCCACAGCACCAAGUUUCAAAUCAACACCUCGCCUCGAAAGCUCUGGAGUGUACAGGAGAGGUCUGAUUUGGCAGCAAAUGAGGGAGCUGUUGGCAUAUGGAUGAUGAUUGAGGCCAAUUCCAUGGAGAAGAUCACCUUUGAGGGAGAAUAUAGAACCCCCUGUGAGGACCCUCAGCAAACUUCCGCAAGGCCUGACGAGCCCUGGGUGCGGGGUGGUGUGGACGCAGAUCUUUCGGGCCGAGGGGAAGGCUGCGGGGGUGUGGGCGUGGAGGUGCCAGGAGCGCGCAGCCUCCGCCUGCCCGGCUGUCUCCGCGGACCCCACCGAGGGUGGGAGAGAAGCGCUGGGAAAAGGAAGGGGAGAAGGAGCCCGAGCGGGAGGCGAGCGAGCGGUUCUUUCGCUCCUCCCAAAGAGCGGGGCGGCUCCGCUGUGCUCCUGACAACCCGGCCGCCGCCGCCCUGCUACCGCUCCCCGGGACCCGUCGGCGCUGACACUGGUGACCCGCUGCGGGGGCGCGGGGCGCGCUGGACACUGGCCGCCGGCUCUCGGGCCCGCUCCUGUCGCAGGCUUCCGCUGCUUCCACGACCCUCCCUCAGCCGCGAGAAGAGGUGCUCUGGCGACCUCGGGCCUUCCCUGGGGGUCUGCGCCGGCCCCUACCCCAACCCGCCCAGGGAAGAGGCGCGAAGGGGUGGGCCGCGAUGCGGAGGCGGGAAACUCAGGCGAGAUGCGAGGCUGGAGAACACGACGCAUGGAGGCGCGGGGUGGACCCCCAGUGUACUCCAGGAGCCGGCAGGAGCUAAACCCCAGCCUGCAACCCAGAGCCAAGCACAGACUCAUGUAGCAUAAGUGCUCAGUAAGUGCCCACGGACUUGGCUAAUGGAUGGACUUGGAGGGGACAUUGCCGGAUCAGGUAAGAAAGGUGGCCUUACUCGCAUCUGCCCUACCAAGAGGAACCUAAGGUCCUACUGCCUGCCUAGGGGUGUCUCAAAAAGCGGCCGAAUCCAGUUCUCCCCCCACCAUCCAUCUUUCCUCGCCUCCAGUCCCCUUGGCCAUCUGGAUCCUCCUGGGUUUGGAGAGGCCAAUGCUUGUGGCUCGUACCAACAUCAAUUUGCAGUCUCCAGGAUGCAACUUCACCCUAUGCUGCGUUCAUAAAUUAAUCUCCUGGGAUUAGAUUCUGUGUUUUAGUAACACUCCUGAGGCAUUGUAUUUACACAUUAAUAAUAAAAGAAAAAAAGUGAGACAAGUUCUGACAACUUUCAAUAACAUUCAGAAAUAAAGUGUGAGGCGCAGAAGUGUCCAAAGUUAAUUAAAACCAUUUGGUGCUGACGGGGGCUGGGGGUGUUGCCUGCCAAGCUCCGACAGGUGCUAUUUCUGAAAUGCAAUUUCCCUGUCUGUAAUGUACCUGAGGCCUGCAGAAAAGGAGAAGCUGAAAUCAACUGAACUGGCAGCGUGAGCU
Callithrix jacchus (white-tufted-ear marmoset) is the source of this 1837-nucleotide messenger RNA. NCBI's taxonomy places the organism in Eukaryota, Metazoa, Chordata, Mammalia, Primates, Cebidae. The record is from RefSeq and is a predicted model, not a curated record.